Molecule: messenger RNA, 1800 nt
Organism: Colletotrichum karsti
Lineage: Eukaryota; Fungi; Ascomycota; Sordariomycetes; Glomerellales; Glomerellaceae
Product: DEAD/DEAH box helicase
Exons: 1
Coding region: 1-1800 (599 amino acids)
Molecular function (GO): DNA binding; ATP binding; hydrolase activity
Source: RefSeq, a predicted model, not a curated record
AUGCAGAAAUUGCUUUGGGAUGACACGACCAGUGCCAAAUCUGACGGCUUUCAGGUCAUCUUCACUCAGUUGAUUGAGAGAAUACAGCCGAGACCAGGUCUUGCCACCCAGACUUUGGUCCUCGCGCAUAGGAGAGAACUCGUCGAACAGGCCGCAAGGCAUUGCACCAAUGCUUACCCAGACAAAUCUGUCGAGAUCGAGAUGGGCUCAGUGCAUGCAUCCGGGACCGCAGACAUCACUAUCGCCAGCCUGCAAAGCAUCAUAUCUGGAGACCGCCUAAGCAAGUUUGACCCACGAAGGUUCAAACUGGUCCUCGUCGACGAAGCGCAUCAUAUCGUCGCCCCCGGCUACAUGCGUGUCCUCCGACAUUUCGGGUUAGACACCAGAAGAACCGACUCGCCCUCUCUGGUCGGCGUAUCGGCCACGUUUUCCCGCUUCGAUGGCCUCAAACUCGGCGCUGCCAUUGACGAAAUAGUCUAUCACAAAGACUACGUGGAUAUGAUCGGCGACAAAUGGCUCUCGGACGUGAUCUUCACCACCGUGCAGUCGACAGCCGACAUAUCCAAGGUGAGGACCGGCGCCAACGGCGAUUUCCAGGCAGGGGAAUUGUCAAAGGCCGUCAACACGGAGCAAAUCAACGACAUCACCGUGCGAAGCUGGCUGGCGAAGACACCCGACAGGAAGUCGACACUCGCAUUCUGCGUGGAUCUUGCUCAUGUUGCCGGGUUGACGCAGACGUUCCGGAAGCACGGGUUCGAUGCAAGAUUCGUGACUGGAGACACGCCAAAGGUGGAAAGAAGUGCCAUUUUAGAAUCCUUUCGCAGAGGAGAAUUUCCUGUCUUGGUGAAUUGCGGAGUCUUUACGGAAGGGACGGAUAUCCCAAACAUCGACUGCGUCGUUCUCGCCAGACCAACCCGAUCCCGGAACCUCUUAGUACAGAUGAUUGGCAGAGGCAUGAGAUUACACCAAGGGAAGUCAAACUGCCACGUAAUCGAUAUGGUAUCUAGCCUGGAAACCGGCAUUGUCACAACGCCGACGCUGUUUGGUCUUGAUCCAGGAGAACUUCUGGAUAAAGCUUCCAGCGCGGAUGUGCGCAUGACCAAGGAAAGGAAGGAAGCGGAACAGGAUCGACAACAACAGGUCUACCACGGCGAGUCGAGUUCACAGCCUCCUGCUUAUACGGGCUCAGUUACCUUCACUGACUAUGGCUCCGUCUUCGACCUCAUAGAAGACAGUUCUGGGGAGAAGCAUAUUCGGGCCAUUAGCAUGUAUGCCUGGGUUCAAACCGGCUUGGAUAAGUACGUUCUCUGUGCCCCCAACGGAUCCUUCAUCCGAAUCUCCAAACUAGACAGCGAGGCUGGAAAAGACCAACCGGUCUGGCAGGCCGUCGAAGUCAGAGCCCUGCCGCCUGGCGUGUCCAAGUCGCCAUACGCGGCUCCGAGAGAGCUCCUCCAGGCGGCCACAUUCACCGACGCCGUUCACGGUAGCGACAAGUACGCAUCAGAGGUGUUUCCACAUAUUUUUAUCCAUCGAUAUCAGCGUUGGCGAAAGGGACCGCCGACUCAGGGCCAGCUGGACUUCCUGAACAAACUCCGACCGAAGGAGGAGCCGUUGACUGCUCAUGAUAUCGACAAGGGCAAAGCGACGGACAUGAUCACCAAGAUCAAGCACGGUGCGAAGGGAAGGUUUGCUGGUAUCAUGACGGAGAAGCGCCGUAUCCAGCGGCAUCAUCAUAAGAAGGCCCAGCAAGAGGCGCGGGCUCAGCAAGAAAGGGUCUCCGUUGGGCCCGUUGCAUCGUGA